Messenger RNA from Octodon degus (degu), 12236 nucleotides. It is a transcript of the gene Vcan, whose product is annotated as versican. Gene Ontology annotation, biological process: cell adhesion. NCBI's taxonomy places the organism in Eukaryota, Metazoa, Chordata, Mammalia, Rodentia, Octodontidae. The transcript is spliced from 14 exons. Gene Ontology annotation, molecular function: calcium ion binding; hyaluronic acid binding. The coding region runs from base 492 to 10310 and encodes 3272 amino acids. The record is from RefSeq and is a predicted model, not a curated record.
CCGUGAGGGAGGGAGGGAGGCAGGCGGUCCCUGCGUCGGGCGCGGGCUGCUGCCUUUCCGGCCCUGCGCCUGCUCUCCGCGGCCGGGCUCCUAGGAGUGGCUGGAGCCGCGGGGCGCUUCUGGAGCCCGUAAAUGAACCCUCCUCCUCUGCCUCCGCCUUCUGCUCCCGAGUCUCCUCCUCGGCGCUGACGGUACAGUGAUAUAAUGAUGAUGGGUGUCACAACCCGCAUUUGAACUUGCAGGCGAGCUGUCCCGAGCCUUUCUGGGGAAGAACUCGCGCAGCAGCAGGCUCAGAGCCUGGGCGCCUGGAGCCGGGAGCCGGGACCCGCGUGCGCCGGCAGCGCAUACCGCCUCGUCCUCCGGCGCCGUCCCGCGCUGUGUCCCGGGUCACCGCGCUUCUAUGUGACCCGCUCCGGCCACGCUAAGUCCAUUCGCACAGCGCUGCGGUGAAUUUUUCCUCAAACUGCAAAAAGCCGCCUUUCAAGGACAAAAUGUUGAGCAGUAUCAGAAGCUUCUUAUGGCUGUGCUCAGCCUUCAUAGUAACCCAGGCCCAGCAUAACGGCCCCAUGGGGAGCGGUGUGGCGUUGGCGGCCAUGCGGGGCUCACUGGCCGGGACCGUGGUGCUGCCCUGCCGCUUCCCUGAGCCGCCCACGCCGCGGCCAGUGGCUCACGCCGGCGAGACCCUGCGCGUCAAGUGGUCGAAGAUCGAGGCGGACCGCAGCGGACGGGACCUGCGCGAGACAACGGUGCUGGUGGCGCAGGACGGGCACGUGAAGGUGGGGCCGGACUUCCAGGGCCGCGUGUCGGUGCCCACGGACCCCGCGGCGGCGGGCGACGCGUCCCUGAGCCUGGGAAACCUGCGUGCCAGCGACGCGGGCCGGUACCGCUGUGACCUGCUGCUGGGCGUGGAGGCGGCGCAGGCAGCCGUGGAGCUGUCGGUGGACGGGGUUGUGUUUCACUACAGGGCAUCCACCAGCAGGUACACGCUCAACUUCGAGGCUGCGCAAAAGGCUUGUGUGGACAUUGGGGCUGUCAUAGCAACCCCAGAGCAGCUCUUUGCUGCCUAUGAAGAUGGCUUUGAGCAGUGUGAUGCUGGCUGGCUGUCUGAUCAGACUGUUAGGUACCCAAUCCGAGUUCCCCGAGAAGGCUGCUUUGGGGAUAUGAUGGGGAAGGAAGGAGUCAGAACCUAUGGAUUCCGUUCUCCUCUGGAAACUUACGACGUGUACUGUUACGUGGAUCAUCUGGAUGCUAAACAGAAUAUAUCAGAGGCUACAACGAUCGAGUUGAAAAUCCUCGCAGAAACUGAGUCACCCAGUCUGUCCAGAGAACCACAAGUGGUCCUCCAUGCAACAACACCGAUCAUUCCUUUAGUCACUGAGUUGUCUUUUAUUACGAGAGAGUUCCCUCCCGUAGGGAAUAUGAUCAAUUCUGGACAGAAAGCCGCAGUCCAAACUCAGGCAGUCACAAGCCUAAUAGCUACUGCAGCCCCCGCCACUCCUGCUGAGAGUGGGGAGAAGCGUCGGGACUACUAUUCACCUUCUGCCUCUGGACCUCUUGGGAGAGCAGAUAUAUCUGAAAUUAAGGAAGAAGGUCUCCAAAACACAACUGUUGUCUCUCAGCGCAUCACUGAUUUAUGGGAUGGUGUCAAGGGAGAUGCUCAGACACAAAAAUCUGUGACACAGGUUGAACAAAUAGAAGUGGGUCCCUUAGUCACGUCUAUGGAAGUCUCAAAACACACUCCUUCCAAGGAAUCAUCUGUAACCGAAGCACCACUUGUAUCCACAGAAAUGAAACAAGAAUCCCAAAGUGAAGAUAGAGCUGUAAGUGCUCUUCCUGAGUUGGUGAGCACAAACCACUACGGGGUCACCUUGGGAAAAGAUGAUGGGGAAGACAGAACACUUACGGUCAGAUCUGAUCAGAGCACACUGGUCUUUAACCAAAUACCAGAAGUGAUUACAGUGUCAAAGACCCCAGAGGACUUAACGUCAAUGUCAGCAUUCACAGUCCUUUCCCCUGUGACUGUACCUGACCAUGCUGGAUUGUCCACAGAGAACUGGGAAGAGAGACAAACGAAUGGUCUAAUAACUGAAGACAGCUUCGGCCCAUCUCUGUCUACUACACUUCUCCCAUCUCAGCUUGUUACAGAAGUAGAAACACUUCCUUAUUCUGGUGAUAAAAUAUCAGUAGAGGAAAUGUCCACAGCUGUUCGUCCUUCCCCACAGAUGGAAACAACACAUGGAAUUGAAAGAAUAGAGACACCGAGACCAGAGAGGAGAACUGACACUUACACACAUUAUGGGAUACAGGGAGAAGUCACCAAAGAGCCCUUUAUGGGAAUCAUGGAAGAAGAGUUCUCUGGAAUGAGGCUCUCUACAUCUUCCUUGGAGCAAGUGCAUUUUACAGAAUCUUCUGUGGCAAAGACCAAAGCCUUUGAUUUCCCAAUACUGACAACAACAGAGUUGAGUGUGGAGCCCUCAGUAGCAGGGGCAGUGGAGGAAGAAACUGUGCAAACUCUUGGUGGAAUAGAUAUCUCUCCAGAUACUCCCAGGCAGGACAGAGAGGUUAUAGGAGCACACGUGACCCACAGCACUUCAGGUGUGGAGGUGGUCACUGGAUCACAAGGGUCAUGGGAUGAGGACAAUGCUACACUCACGAUUUUGGAGUCCACAGAGCAGACAGGCUCUACAGAACAAGCCCCUGUCAUGGUUACCACCAUGGGAUUGAGUGGAAAAGAUGAGGACAGCCCAGUUGUUACAGAAAAUGGGAGAGAUGAAUUUGUGCAUUUUCCAGAGAGUACUCAAAAGCCACUGGAAAAGUUUGCUGAGGAAGGCUCGACAGAGGAAGGGGAAGUCAUAGUGAAAUUUCAGCCAACUCCAUCAAUAGGUAUUUCAGAGAAGUCCACUUGGAGAGAUUCUGUAACUGAAGACAGAGUUUCACCUACCAUAAGCACAGAAGGCCGAGUUAUUUAUGCUACUAUAGAAGGAAGUGCGUUGGGCGAAGGAGAAGACGCAGGGGUCUCUAAGCCUCUGUCUACUGUUCUCUCAUUUGUACAUACCUCAGAUGGGGGAGGAUGGGCUUUUAUGAAUUACAGUAGCACCCCAGAGCCCACUACGUAUGCAGACACUUCCCACACUGUUCCUCUCUCAGUAAUUCCCAAGAUAGACCAGGGUGAGUUUGCUCCUUCUGCUCCACCGGAAGAUGAGGUUCUGGCUGAACCCUCUGGAGAAGGCAUGGAACAGCCUCACCUGGAAGCAACUAUGGCUCCUGAAACUUUGAGAACAACAGUGCAAAGUGUACGGGCAACAGUGCAGGAAGAAUCCCCUUGGGAAGACCGCACAACGGGGAGACCAGGUCAUGUUCUCACUUCUCCUGGAGCUACGUCCACAGAGGCAAGGACUCUGCCUGAGGAAGACAAGGGUGAAGAGUCAGCAUCAGCGGUCCCAGAAGGCCCUAUGGUAACAAGCGUGGAGAGUGUUCCUGGUUUUGAAACAACUGUGGUUGGAGAAAUCGAGCAUCCAGCUAGUGCUGUAACUGAACACAAAGUGGAAGGGGAUGAAAUGGUCACAAUAAUUCCAAGCAUCAAGCCCGAAAUAUUUGUAAGUCGAGAGCCUGAAGACAAAUACGAAGUAGAAGGUAGUAGUCCUGCAGAAUUCACCUCACCCUCAAGUCCCUGGGGCACCCGUGUCACUCCGCUUUUAGAGGAAAUCACUACUGAGAAAAGGGAGAAAACUUCCCUGGAUUAUAUUGAUUUAGGCUCAGGAUUAUUUGAGAAGCCCAGAGGCACAGAAUUACCACAACUUUCAACAACUACAACGGCAGUUCCAGGUGAUAGCACUACGCCAUUCAGUGUGGUCGACAGACGUCACCCAACCUCAGCAUCCACGCCACCUGCAGCACACACUGAGGAACCCUCUGUCAUUGACAGAGACUCUGGAGAGGGAACCACCUGGGACACGGUGCUCCUGGGAGAACCCACAUGGCGCUCUUCUUCCACUACCCUUGCUGAUCGCAUAGCUGAGGCAACGGAAGGCGAUAUCGACAGAGAGUAUUUCAAGACCACAAGUUCUUCCCCUCCGCAAAGACCACCCACUGUGGAAGGCAAAGAGGCCUUCAGACCUCAUGCAAUAUCCACUCCACAACCCCCAGUGGGCACAAAAUUCCGCCAUGACAUAAAUGUUUAUAUUAUUGAGGUCAGAGAAAACAAGACAGGUCGAAUGAGUGAUAUGAGUGUAAGUGGUCAUCCAAUAGAUUCAGAAUCUAAAGAAGAUGAACCUUGUAGUGAAGAGACAGACCCCGUGCAAAGUCUGUUUGAUGGAAUUUACCCUGAUAUAAUUGAAAUAGACCUGUACAACAGUGAGGAGGAUGGAGGGGAGGAGGAAGAUUGUGCAAACACUACUGGUGUGACCACCACCCCAUCUGUGCAGUACAUCAACGGGAAACACCUGGUCACCACUGUGCCCAAGGACCCAGAGGCAGAGGAAGCCAGGCGUGGCCAGUACGAAAGUGUGGCACCUUCUCAGAACUUGUCAGGCAGCUCGCAAAGUGACGUCCACCAGUUUGUGAUACCGGAAACAGAAUUAUCUAACGCUUUGAAGCCUAAUGAAUCUAAAGAAUCAGAUGAAUUUCUGGAAAUUACAUGGAGACCUGAGACUUACCCCAAAAUGUCAGAAACUUUUUCAAGUGGUGAGCCUGAUGUUUUCCCUACAGCUCCUUUCCAUGGGGCAGAAAGACCAGGGGGCACAGAGUCAGCCACAGAGCCAGGCCCUGGACUUGAAAUUCUGGCGCGUGGCAACCCUGCGCCUGUACCUCCAUUUCCUGAAGAGUCUUCGGGAGAGGCGACCAUCAGCCAAGCUUCUCAGAAAAUGGUGUUUUCAAGGGCUACAGAGGCUGCAAACAGUGCUGUUGUCACGUCCAUGCCAAGCAGUGUAGUUCCAAGUUCUCUGGAUCCUAUGGUACAGGAAGGCUCAGUCACCCUAGCAGGAAAUCCACAACCUGAUGACCUCUGGUCUGCUACAGAGAGCUGGGCUGAAAUAGCCCCUGGCCAAGCUGUAGAGCACUCAGGGAGUUCUUUGCUUCCAUUUCUAGAGGGCUCUGGAGAAGCAGAAGAAUACACAGACAGACUGUUCCCCAUGGCCGCUGAUUUAUCACAGAGAAAGACUACAGAUGUGCUUACAACUUUGGGAACCAGCAAGGGCCUAAUCACAGAAAGCUUUUCUGACAGGGUUGUGACCUCUGUUUAUCCUGGUUCUGGGCCUUCCUCUGCAGCAGUGGUGUCUCCCGAAUCUUUACAUGAAACAGAUACUUCCACAUGGGUUUUCAGUAAAGCUCUUGAGGGAAAGGAACAAACAGAAGAGGAGAAAGAAGAGGGAACUACUGGUGCAGCAUUUACAAUUCAACUACUGUCACCAACCCAGAGAUCAGAUCAACUGGUUUUGUCCCCUGAGUUAGACAGUUCAAAUGUAGCUGCCCCUAGUGGUACAGCCAUCCAGCAGAGUGUCCUAUCCUUGACAACACCCACACAGCCUGGAAAUGCAGUGUCUAGCUCUCCGCUUUUCUUUACAGAGCCAGAUUCUUUAGUUAACUCGGGGGCACAGCCCUUUGAGCACAGCAGUAGCAGCCGAGCUGGGGUGCAGGAAGGGCCAGCUACUCUCCCAGGGAGUGCCAGCUCUCUGAUGGAUCAGGGCUCUGGGGAAGCUGCUGUGGACCUUGAGACUACCACCUUUUCUUCAUUUACUUUAGAGUCUGAAACUCAGGCCACAACAGAAGCUGCAAGUGGCUGGUCUCCCCGCGUGGAAACCACAUUCUUCUCUGAGCCCGCAGGACAAGUUUUGACUACUGCUCUGGACAAGGAUGUUGUGGAAAUUAUCAGCCAAGCACCCAAGGGAAAACUGACUUCAGCACUGCCCAAAGUGCCACACCACAGGGGAGAAGGAAAGGGCUUUCCUUUGGAGGAAGAUUUCAGUGGCGACUUUGCAGAAUAUUCCCCAACAUCUCACCCUGUAACAAAAGAAGAAAUGGCAACAGCGGAGGGCUCUGGAGACACAGGCUCUGCAACUAUCCAGAGCUGGCCAUCUGCAAUGCCCACUUCAGAGCACACCCGUCACAGUUGGGAUGCCGAGCAACCCAGCAGGGCUAUGGUCAGCCCCUCAGCCUUCCUCUGGGAAGAGCUGGCAGCCCCAGAGGGCUCUGGCGAGCCUCUGGCCACAGUGGUCAGCAGCUCUGGUGACCCAGUGCUUCCCACUGCAGUGGAAAACUUCUCUGGUACAAAUUCCCCAUUUUUUGACCGAGGACUGGAACAAGUGAGUGUUAUUCAUGAAGCCAGUCAAAGGCCCACCAUUUCCCCUAGAGCAGAAGUGAAGAGUACUACAGAGCCAACGGCAACGGGAGAGGUCAAAGGCAAUGGCCCAGUUUCAGUGGAUUUUCUCCAAACAAUGGAGCCAGCCCAGAUAGGGGCCAGGCAAGAGGGGAAUCUCGUGACACAGGGGAUGAAAGGUGAAAAUGCCUCAGAGCAGAAGAUUGAAGAACAUGCCUUUUUUGAAUCAGCCCAUCGCUCUCUUGCACCUGAACAAGUAACUUUUUAUUCACAAACACUUACUGAAACUGGACCCCAAACUACAGAUUAUUCUACAAUGAAAACAUACAGUACUGAUAAGCAGGGGGAAGAGGAAGGUGUUUCUUCAGUUUCCUUCUCUACUCUGCUGCCAGAUACAGAGGCCUUAAAACCCUACACUUCUCUCCCUGAGGCUUCUGAAAGGUCAGAGUUUCACUCAACUUCUGCCUUUGUGACUGAACCCACCCCAGCUGAAGCUGUAGUCACAGAUUCAUUCACUAAAGAGGAAGAAAGUGGAGAACUCUUUCUCAAAGGCAUGCAACCAAACAUUAACAAUUUGAGUACUGAUCUCUUAUUUUCUGGACUGGGAUCAGGAGAAGAAGUUUUGCCCUCUCUGCCUACAGUGUUUGUCAAUUUAACUGACAUGAAACAAAUCAUUAGCACAUUAUAUCCCCAGACUCCUCAAGUGGAAAAUGUACAAACAAGUGUCUUAAGUGAAAAAAUAGAAGACUAUGAGAGAAUGGAAAAUGAAGUUGGAUCCCUCCUUUUUAAAAUGGACAACAUCUCCAACUCUGAUGCAGUAGUAGUAGCCAACACAACCUUACUAGAAGUUUCAGCAGCAGAAGUGCCAACUCUGGCACCUGUCUCUUUCUCCACAGACAGUAAGCAUCCUCUUAAUAAAACUCUCAGAUGGUCAGAAGAAAUCCAAAUGCAGAGCCCCCAAGCUGUAACAGAACAAGUCUCUCCUGAGAAGGCUUUGGGAACAGAAACUAAAGAAACAGCGACUUCUUCCACCAUUUUUCUAGCUAGAACUCACAGUCUUGAAAGGGCCAAAGAAUUUGUCAUGACAACACCGAAGCCAUCUGAUUUUCUUUAUGAAAAUUCUGGAGAGGGGUCUGGAGAAUUGGAUACUCUUGCUUCGGUCCACACUUCUGGAACUCCUCAGGCAAGUGGGCAAGGAAGCACCACAUUUGUCUCGGUCAGAUUCCUGGAAAAGCAUCCGGAAGUCCCAAGUGCUGAAGCUAGUACUGCCCAUGUGCCUUCCCCAGUGUCCACGGUGCUGCCUGUCCGUUUGGAGCAGAAAGAAAGCACCCCUGACCCAACUAGCACCCCUGAAGUCCCAGAGUCCUCGCAGAGGCCCAGGGAAGAGGGUGUGGACAGUUUCCAAGAUCAUUUUGUGGGAUUUGAAGAUUCCACCUUAAAACCUAACAGAGGGAAAGCCACUGAAAACAUUAUUAUAGAUCUGGACAAAGAGGAUUUAAUGUUGACCGUUACACAGAGUCCCAUCCUGGAUAUUCUUGAGCUGAGAGAUACAACCACAAUCAUAGAUAUUGAUCACACAAAAUCUGUAGAUGAAGACAUCCUUGGAAUGCAGACAGACCUAGAUUCAGAGCCACCAUCAGAGCCACGUGGGGGGAGUGAGGAGGGUAUGCAAGCCACCCAAGUUCAAGACCAGCGUGAGAUGGCUGGCAACCUUUCUUUAACUGGGGAAGCAUUUGAGGGCUCCGGGGACACUGGUCUGACUGGCUACACUCAGACAACAGAGAACGAACCAGCAACCUCUGAGGACAAAAGCCAAUUAGGUCACAUGGGCUUUAACUCUGCAACUGAAAUCUCUGGCCCUAGCCUAGAAAAAGAACGAGAUAUUUUACUGCCCACAGUGACAUCCCUACCCAUGCCUAGUAAAUCUGUCACGAUUCGUCCAGAGAUCAAAGAAGCAAAAAUAGAAACAACAGGCUUGGAUGACAUAUUUGAAUCCAGCACUUUGUCUGAUGGUCAAGCUAUUGCAGACCAAAGUGAAGUACUGUCAGCAUCGGGUCACUUGGAGGGCACACAGGAAGAGUACAACGAGAAGAAAUAUGUGGGGGCUUCUUUUCCACCAGAAUUUUCCUCAGGGGCCGAGGAGUUAGCCAUAGACGCCACUCCCUACGUAAGUAUCAUUCAGGUCCACCUCACGGCUCAGAGUUUAACGGAAGCCCCUGACGUGCUGGGACGACCCAGCCCCUCGGGUGCACUUCCAGCACUGGAAGCAUUGUCCCCAGAGACACCCUCCGCUCUGGUACCUGUCUCCCCGGGGAGCGGAGCCUGGGAAGCAGCAGAGGUUCCCCAGCUAGGUGUCCUGCCAGGCACCGAUGCCAGCUCAGCUCCGACGUCUCCAGAGCAUCCUCAGAACAAGGUUCAUCCAAUUUCCAAAGCCACUUUGAGACCAUCAAGUGAAGAGCAGGACCUCCUAAGCGUGCCUCCAUCCUCCUCUCCUGGCACAGCACUUUCUGAAGGUGAAAGUGAAGCCUGGUCAUCCGAAGUGGACGCUCCUCCCACAGAACUACUUACUGAGGGGACCACUGAGGCUCAUCAAGACCCCACAGACAUGGACAGUGGUCCAUUUUCUGGAGAAGCCACAGAACUGUUUCCAAGAUUUCCACCCCUUGGGGCUGGAACUGCUCCUACAGCUGCCUGGGAGCCGAAGUCAGAAGGUGCCACGCCGCGGCCACAUUCUACUCCUGCCUCUGUGUUUUCCAGAGCUGGGGCAGGUGUGGCGCCUCGGCCCAGCCCGCAGCCUUCCGCGAGCCCCACCGUCCCCGCUUCUUUGGAAACGAACCCUGGAACGCACGCGGCGGCUUUCGUCCGAGGGGAGGGGUCCACGGUAGCAGCCCCAGAGGAGGAUGUGCCCGCCACAGCGCUUGACUCUAACGAUCAGGCUACAGUAAGCACGGUGGGAUUAAUCACGGAGCUCGCCUCGCCACCACUUUCCCUUCUGGAAACUUCUAAUGAGACUCAUUUCCUGAUUGGCAUUCACGAAGAGGCCGUGGAGGGCACAGCUGUCUAUCUGCCAGGACCUGAUCGGUGUAAAAUCAACCCGUGCCGAAAUGGAGGCACUUGCUACCCCACAGAAGUGUCCUACGUGUGCACGUGUGUGCCGGGCUACAGUGGAGACCAGUGUGAGCUUGACUUUGACGAGUGCCACUCCAACCCGUGUCGGAACGGAGCGACCUGUGUGGAUGGCUUUAACACAUUUCGGUGUCUCUGCCUUCCGAGCUAUGUCGGCUCACUGUGUGAACAAGACACUGAGACCUGUGACUACGGCUGGCACAAAUUCCAGGGGCACUGCUACAAAUACUUCGCCCACCGCCGCACGUGGGACGCUGCCGAGCGGGAAUGUCGCCUGCAGGGCGCCCAUCUCACCAGCAUCCUGUCGCACGAAGAGCAGAUGUUUGUGAAUCGUGUGGGCCAUGAUUAUCAAUGGAUCGGACUGAAUGACAAGAUGUUUGAGCAUGACUUCCGCUGGACGGACGGCAGCACCCUGCAAUAUGAGAACUGGAGACCCAACCAGCCAGACAGUUUCUUUUCUGCUGGAGAAGACUGCGUGGUCAUCAUUUGGCACGAAAACGGCCAGUGGAAUGAUGUCCCCUGCAACUACCAUCUCACCUACACGUGCAAGAAAGGCACAGUUGCUUGCGGCCAGCCCCCUGUUGUAGAAAACGCCAAGACCUUUGGAAAGAUGAAACCUCGUUACGAAAUCAAUUCCUUGAUCAGAUACCACUGCAAAGACGGCUUCAUUCAGCGCCACCUUCCAACUAUCCGGUGCCUAGGGAAUGGAAGAUGGGCUGUGCCUAAAAUUACCUGCAUGAACCCUUCCGCAUACCAAAGGACUUAUUCUAAGAAAUACUUUAAAAAUUCUUCAUCAGCAAAGGACAAUUCAGUAAACACAGCAAAACACGAUCAUCGCUGGAGCCGGAGGUGGCAGGAGUCCAGGCGUUGAUUCCUCAAAUGGCAAACAUAGGUUUUCAUCAUUUCAGCCAAAGCCUAACUUCCUGUGCCUUUCCUACCACCUUGAGAAGUGUUAUCAGUGGUUUUCAGUUUGGGGACCACCAUUUGGUCACUUGGGGUUGCAGUGCUCCCAGAACACUUUAAAUGACAGUCUUGGCAUCCACAAGGAAAGCAAAGCGACGCAAGAGUGAACAAGGCAGAAGGCGACCGUUUCCAGCCCAGCUCCUCUCCUUGGGGCUCGCUUCGCCUCUGGCGCAGGUUGUAUUGCAGCGUCUACCCGCCUACUGUACUAUUUAAAAAGCUCCAUUUCAGCACCGGUGGCCGUGUAAAUAAGAUGAUUUAAUGUUGAUUCUACGCCUGUAUAUAAAAUAAAAAGUCACACUGAAUUCGGGCAUAUUUAAUGAUGAUUAUGGAGCCUGCCGGGCCUGUAAUCAUUGGUCCGGCUGCUCUGGGGUAGAUUGUUUAGGUUGGAAAUGGUUUCAUUUGCCUUUUGGCUAACAGCAAGAUGGAGGACAGCUUUCUGUGCACAAGAAGCAAACACCAUCUCGCUUGUGCACCCUCGGCCACGUGUGCAUUGGCUUCUAUACCAGGCUGAGGCCUGGCUUGCGACCCUGAGGCUCAAGGGACUCCAACGCGAAUUCAUCUUUGCUGUAAUCCUUUUCCUUCAACUCACACGGAAGGCCCGAAUGGAGGACUUUUUCUAAGACCAGGAGCAUUUUUUUAGGGGACAAAGUGCUAAUUAUUAACUCAACCAGGUCUACUUUCUAAUGGUUUUCAUAACAAUAACUCUGGUAAGGUUACAUAGGGAUCAAGACUUUUUAAUGGGUAGAGACCGUGGGUUCAGGAGGGUGGGGGAUUGUUAAAACAACACACUUGCAAAAAAAAAAAAAUUUGUAUAUAUAACCAUUUUAAUCUUUUAUAAAGUUUUGAAUGUUCAUGUAUGAAUGCUGCAGCUGUGAAGCAUACGCAAAUAAAUGAAGUAAGCCAUACUGAUUUAAUUUAUUGGAUGUUAUUUUCCCCAAGACCUGAAAGUGGAUAUAGUGUGCUAGUUAUUUUUCAGUGUUAGCUUGAUAUUUUCCUCACACAGUUGGGAACGAUAUAAUGUAGUACUUUGUCCCUGAUUGAAUAAUGUGAUGGAUAGACUCAUUAAGUGCUUCUUGUGGAAAGAGUGGGCAAGUGCAUAGCUUUCGGCAGUGGUGUUUGGCCACCCUACGCAAGGUGUCUGCGCAGGCUUAGCCUGGGCCUUUCGUCUCGUUCAAUGGAGUGUAUGUGUUAAAACUUCUUGUCUCCUCAUACUCAAUUUUCUCCCUUCUGUUUGAAUAAAGAGACUGCUGGAGAUGACUCUGAAUUAUUAUCCACUUAAUUUAAUGGUUAAACAAAAAUCUGUACUGGAAAGAAAGCAAGAGGAGUAGACAGCAAGUAAAAUGACAGAUGCUUGAGGAGAGAGAAGUUCACCCUGAGUUAACAGUGCAAGGUGUUCCCGGGUGUGGAACAUCUCGGGGUACCCCAAGUGAUGGAGAGCUUUUGUGUGCUUAGGGAGCAGUUGGCAGUUUAAUUUUUUUGAGAAAAAAAGAAAGCAAACUAGAUAAAGAGCAGACAGGUUGGCCCAAGGUGGACAGUCAUGAAACCUCCUUUGGCCCAGGACAGAGAAGUGAGGCUCACAAUUACAUGCAGUGUAUUCGAGCUGCCCCCUUGGUCCCCUCACCCAGUGUAUCCCCCUUGGGUGCUGUGGCACACACACACACACACACACACACACACACACACACACACACACACUGUGUUGACUCGCUAGGUCUUUAUUUUUCCCUUUCCAUUAAAAUGCACAUAGUACUCUCCUGUAUUUAUAUUAUGACAUGUAUAGUGUAAAAUGUGAAUGAUUUUUUUUUUUUUUUGUGAAUGAAAAUCUAAAACCUUU